Effrenium voratum is the source of this 870-nucleotide messenger RNA. Lineage: Eukaryota; Dinophyceae; Suessiales; Symbiodiniaceae. The record is from the annotation of a GenBank genome assembly.
AUGGAGGAGAUUCGUGGCCACGUCUUCGGGGAGCUCUUCCCGGGGCUGAACCAGGCUGCCUGGCCCAACAGUGCCAACAUCAACCUCUACCGGGAUGGCCGUCAGGGCGUAGGCUGGCACGCGGACGAUGAGCUGCUCUUCCGCGGCAAGGAUUCGGAUUGCCCGGUGGUCAGCAUCUCCCUCGGGGCGGCCAGAGAGUUCUGGAUCGCCCUGAAGGAUCAGAACGGGUCUGACCCGGAGACGCGGAGCAUCGUGGAGCUGGACCUUUGCGAUGGAGACCUCUUGACCAUGGAGGGCCGUCUGCAGCGCCACUGCCUCCACCUGGUGCCAAAGUCCAACCCCCGGGAACCGGUCCGCGAGGAGCGAGUCAACAUCACAUUUCGUUGGGUUCGGGAGCACCGCUAUCGCUGCCCUUUGCGCAAGAGGCCCCCUGCGCCCGACGACACGCUGUCAGCCAUCGUUGGGGAGCCACACCCCACCGACACCAGGUGGCUGCCUUUGCCUCUGGAGCUGGGCUGCUACGUGAGAUGCUGGAGCUUGGAAGCCGGCCCGGGCCUGCUGGUGCCGAGACAUGAGCUUCGCUCCUGCGACGGGUGCAAGCAUGUCUGCUAUGCGGAAGGGCGCCCAUGCUGUGAAGGACAGGGGCCUUGGGCUGGCUACUGGUUCUGCCGGAGGUGCUGGGCUGAGUGGGCGCCCACUUCCUGCCCGACCCUGGAGGCCUUCCUCCCGAGCAAGCAUUGGGAGAAGUGGCACCUGGACCUGCAAGCGCUGUAUCCUGGCGAGGAGGGCCUGUGGCAAGCCUACGAGGCCUUGCCCUGCGACCCGGGCUACCCUGAGUCCUGGAGCGCGUGCUUAAGCCAACUUCCUUGA